CGGCUGGCGUUGCCGCUGCUCUGGCCCGGGAGGCUCGCUGCACAGCUGCCAGGGCUUGGUUGGGGUUUCGGGGAGCCAGGGCCAGGAGACUCUUCGGAAACUCCGGACGCAGAGAAACAUGGCGCUCCCCACACUGCCUUCCUACUGGUGCACACGGAGGCUCCUGGAUCAGCAGAUAGCACGACAGCGACAGCGAGAGCAGGAGGCCCGGCUUCGGCAGCAAUGGGAUCAGAACAGCCACUACUUCCGGAUGUCUGACAUCCGUACCUCCAAACAGGCAGAAUGGAGCUCCAAGACCUCCUACCAGCGGAGCAUGCAUGCCUAUCAGCAAGAGAAGCUGAAGGAUGAGAAGAGGAGGUGUCUGGAGGCCAGACGGGAGAGACUGAGGCAGCUCCUGGUGGAGGAGCAGGACCUGCUGGCCAAAGAGCUGGAGGAGCUGAGGCUGAGCAUGAACUUGCGGGAGAGAAGAAUCCGAGAGUGCCAUGGGAAUCUGAAGUCAGCUCGAGAAGAGCAAAGGAAACGGAUUGCUGAACAGCUAUUGUAUGAGCACUGGAAGAAGAAUAACCCCAAACUUCGAGAGAUUGAAUCGGACCUUCACAAGAAGCAUGUGAUAAACUCUUGGGAAACGCAGAAAGAGGAGAAAAAACAGCAAGAAGCCACAAAGGAGAAAGAGAACAAGCGAUUUGAAAAUGAGUAUGAAAGAGCCCGGAGGGAAGCGCUGGAGCGGAUAAAGGCAGAAGAGGAGCGGCGGCGCCUGGAGGAUAAACGCCAGGCCGCGGUGCUGCGCCAGCAGAUGGAGGAGCUGAAGGCGAAGGAGCUGGAGGCCACCAAACUGAAGAAGGAGCAGGAGAAUCUGUUGAAGCAGCAAUGGGAGCUGGAGAGACUGGAGGAAGAGAGGAAACAGAUGGCAGCCUUACGGCAGAAGGCAGAGCUGGGACGCUUUUUGAGACAUCAGUAUAAUGUGCAGCUCAACAGACGGACCCAGCAGAUCCAGGAGGAGCUGGAGGCGGACAAGCGCAUCCUGCAGGCGCUUCUGGAGAAGGAGGAUGAGAACCAGCGCGCACACUUGGCCAGGCGGGAGCAGGCGCUGGCUGACGUGGCGUGGAUGAAGCAGGUCAUCGAGGAGCAGCUGCAGCUGGAGAGGGAGCGGGAGGCGGAGCUGCAGCUGCUGCUGAGGGAGGAGGCCAAGGAAAUGUGGGAAAAGAGAGAGGCCGAGUGGGCGCGUGAGAGGAGUGCGCGAGACAAGCUGAUGAGCGAGGUUCUGAUAGGAAGACAGCAACAAAUACAAGAAAAGAUUGAACAAAAUCGACAGGCGCAAGAAGAAUCCUUAAGACACAGGGAAGAACUUAUUCGAAAUCUUGAGGAGGCAAGAGAUUCAGCUCGUCGUGAGAAAGAGAAGGGUGAAGAACUGAAGUCUGCCAGGAAGCAGGAGCUGGAGGCCCAGGUGGCAGAGCGCCAGCUGCAGGCCUGGGAAGCAGACCGGCAGGAGGAGCAGGAGGAAGAGGAGGCGAGGCAGGCAGAACAGCUCACCGACACCCUGCUGCAGCGGGAAGCAAAGAUGAUGGCUGAGCGGGGCUACCAGCCCAAGCCACAUGGACAUCCCAAAAUUGCUUGGAACUGACUUCCAUGGUACCGUGAGUGCAGCGAGCAAGGGUCCAAGGCCUUCAUCGUGCAGCUGCCCGAGAGUUUUCCAGUGUGCUGUCCAGCUGCUCAGGUCGCCGUGAAGUCGCUCAGCAAGGCCCAUGACUACAUGGGUCAAGAGUGUCGGUGUCAGGCCAACGGCGUGCCUCCCAGUGGGGGCCCUUCCCUACCUUUCUUUCCCAAGAGAGGUGCUUGGCUAGGCACGUGUUUGACAGAGUUGGCCCUACUUGUGCUGUGUUGGAAGUAGGGUAAGACGGACUCAGCCACUGUCCUGGCCAGGACAUGGGGUUCCCUGAUCUCCGGCCCCUGACCGCCAACCUCCAGUGAAGACUCCAGUGGGGAGAUGAGGAGAUGACAGGAGGCUUUUAAUUUUUUUAAUUGCCAUUUAAAUGUAUUCUUUUGAAGACAAAUUUGUAGACCUUGCUGCACUUUAUUUCAGGUUUUAUUAACCUAGUGGUCUCACCAGGGCCACAUCUUGCUUUCUGGAUGAAACGCCUACAGACCCUGAGACAGGAUGACGUGGCCUGUGGGUUCUUUCCAGAAAGGAAGUGACAUGAGCCUUUGAGUUUUCAUAGAGCAUUGUGGUGGGAGGAGUGAUCCCCAACAAGUCUGUUCCUGAGCCUCCAAAGGGGACCUUCGGCACACUGCUCUGCAGGCUCUGCGUGCCUCACAUCUGGGAAGGGCUGAGCUUCAUGUUGCCUUCUGGGACCUGUGUGCCCAGGGAAGGGGUGUCGGGCCUGAGGAAGUGAGAGCAGCGCAGCCCCACCAACAUGCUCUCCAGGCCUGGGCUAAUCUCUGCAAAGAGCUGCAAGGUCCUUGAGCAAGAAUCUUAUUUUUAUGACUUCUGUUUUUCUCCUUUUCCUGUGAGGUAUCAGUUUUCAUUAUAUUGUGUUCAAGAGUCCACAUGUCUGUAAAUCACAGCUAAUUACAGGGCUCUGUGCUGUGCUUAUUAAAAACUAGAGUUUACUAGCAAAUCCCAAGUCUGCGAGCUGCAUUCCCUUUUACUCCCAUGGUGGUGGAAAACAAAUUGAGCUGCAACCUGCAUCCUUAAUCUGUUUUUCAUUUCCUUGCUUUGAAUCUCUUUGGCUCGAUCCCCUGAGCACCACUGUCAUCACACAUGCUCAUAUUUAUUUUCCUUGUUUCAUAUGUUC
This is a messenger RNA of Condylura cristata (star-nosed mole), 2792 nucleotides long. RefSeq names its product trichoplein, keratin filament binding (gene TCHP). Lineage: Eukaryota; Metazoa; Chordata; Mammalia; Eulipotyphla; Talpidae. The coding region runs from base 119 to 1621 and encodes 500 amino acids. The transcript is spliced from 13 exons. Gene Ontology annotation, cellular component: keratin filament. Gene Ontology annotation, biological process: apoptotic process. The record is from RefSeq and is a predicted model, not a curated record.